GCCGUACAAGAGUUCAUUGCAUUACGAAUAAAAUAAAACAAUAUAUUAACAAAAAGAAGAAAAACAAAUUUAAAUAAACUUAAGAGUGAAAGAAAGUUCACAAUAUUAUCGAAAAAAAAACAUUGUUAGUAGUAGUGUAACUGUGAACAUAUAUCUCUGUCUAGUAAAUCACAUUUAAAAAACAAUCAUCAUUUGUGCAUACGCCUAAAACGCCUUUAUCAUUAUUGCCUUGAGAGAAAUCAUGUCAUCUGGCGAUUUUGGAAAUCCUUUGCGUAAAUUUAAAUUAGUUUUUUUAGGCGAGCAAAGUGUUGGGAAAACAUCGCUUAUUACUCGCUUUAUGUACGAUAGCUUUGAUAAUACCUAUCAGGCGACUAUAGGUAUUGAUUUUCUAUCUAAAACGAUGUAUCUGGAAGAUCGUACAGUACGUCUGCAAUUAUGGGAUACGGCCGGUCAAGAACGUUUUCGUUCACUUAUACCAUCUUAUAUACGUGACUCAACGGUUGCCGUAGUUGUUUAUGAUAUAACUAAUGUUAAUUCGUUCCUGCAAACCUCAAGGUGGAUUGAUGAUGUGCGUACGGAACGCGGUAGUGAUGUCAUUAUUAUGUUGGUCGGUAAUAAAACAGAUUUGGCUGACAAACGUUUAGUAUCAACUGAAGAAGGUGAACGUAAAGCGAAAGAAUUGAAUGUUAUGUUUAUUGAAACUAGCGCCAAGUCGGGUUACAAUGUUAAGCAACUAUUUCGUCGCGUUGCUUCAGCACUGCCUGGCAUGGAUUCAUUUACAGAAAAUAAGCCCGCCGAGGACAUACAAGAUAUACAAUUGGGUGCUCAAAAUGAAACUAAAGAUCCUGAGGGUGGUUGUGCCUGUUAAAUAUACGCAAAAAACGUAAACGUAUUUACGCACAAAUACACACAUAAAACAUACACGCAACACGCGCAUACACACGCCAGACGCUAGGAAUUAAAGGCAUUAAUUAGCAAUACUGUGAUGAUGAUUACGUACAUUAGCGGCUAUCUAUACAUUCGAAGCUAAUAAUGACAUAUAAAUUACGUUUGCAAUUAAUUCUGUUUUGCUAAAAGAUAUUACUAUAAGAAAGUCGGUGCUAAAGCAAUAACGUACCCGCCUCGCAUAUCCUCAUCAUUUAAAGUUAAUUGAAACGCUGCUAAAU
This is a messenger RNA of Glossina fuscipes, 1166 nucleotides long. RefSeq names its product ras-related protein Rab6-like. Gene Ontology annotation, molecular function: GTPase activity; GTP binding. NCBI's taxonomy places the organism in Eukaryota, Metazoa, Arthropoda, Insecta, Diptera, Glossinidae. The coding region runs from base 242 to 868 and encodes 208 amino acids. The transcript has a single exon. The record is from RefSeq and is a predicted model, not a curated record.